AUGGGAUCCUUAAAGUUCCUCAAGAAGAUACGGGAUAAGCUCGACAAUUAUAUUGAGGACAGAGAACAAGCUCGAGAGCGUCGGUCUUCAUUCAACCAACCACAUCCUCGCAGCUGGAGUCCAGACCCUAACGAGGGAGAACGGAAACGCAGGAAAUCCUACGACGAGAGUAGUCGAAGACCCAUCCACACGCAUCUUAAUAGCCACAAAAUAGUAAUGGCCGAGAAGCUAGCUCGGAAGAUCAGCAAUGGCGAAGGACCAAAUCGAGGUCGAAAAUCGGAAGGUAACCUGCCGAGUCCUCGUCAAUCCCGAGAUGUUGCCAUCACUCCCGGAGGUGGUGGCAGGGAAAGGUCUCCAAGAAGAUCAGAUAGUGUGCUUGUUCGUAAGAGACAAGAAAACCAGAGGGGAACGAAUCAUCUGAGAGAAGACAGGCCUCGGGCGUCGAAUGAACAAGUGAACCGACCUCGAGAGAAGUUUCCACCUGUGCCACCGAUUCCCCCACAGUGGACCAAGGAAGCUCGGAACAACACAUCGCUAUCGUCACGAGCUGAAAAUCAGUUAGGGCAACGAGGGAACCUGCAAACCGAGGAAUAUGAAAGGUUGCAGCGAGAGUCUAUGGCAAAGAAAGUCCAGAAGCAGCCAACCGUAGAUUGGGAUGCGAUGUUAAGAGAGAAGAACGAACAAGUAAGACUGGCUGCUGAAACAAAAAGGCGAGAAGAAGAGCAAAAAUGGAAGAGUGCUGAACAAAGACGGCGAGCUGAAGAGCAGGCAGUGGCUGCUCCUCGCAAGUUGGAGGAAGUUCAGCAGAAGAAGAAGCAAGAAGCUGUUCGUCAACGUGAACGAGAGGCAGCCGAGAAAAUUAGACAAGAAGCAAGAGAGAGAGAAGCUAUCCGUCAACUAAAACGGGACAUCCGUCAACGAGCAAUGGAGCAGCAGCACGCUUCCAAAACUAGGGAAACUGAGCGUCAACGCGAACAAGUGAAGACUGAAAAGCGGAGAAAGGCGGAAGAGGCCGAGAAAAAGGUAAAUGCAGACAGAGUCAAGCGUGAGAAUGAGGCGAGGCGACUGCGGGCAUUCGGCCCUCUCCACCAGCGACGACCUGCUUGGCCAAAUUCUCCCGCCAUUGCCGGUUCUGGUCCUCAAGGCAAACCGCUCGAAAGAAAUGGAACCGAUCCAGUCCGACGAAGGCCAACAGGUAACAGUGGUCAACAGCCUAGCAGACAGGAGCCGCGGGUUCCAGUAAGGAGAAACAGUGAGCCCAACACGCCCCAGAGAAAUGACAGCGUUCAAAAUAAGCUUCCAGUGCUCGCUGCAUUGACCGAGGAGAAUUUGCGGGCCCAAGCCGCUGAUUCCGACGAUUCUGAUAUUGAUCCAUUAGGCAGGGGUCUGGGAGACAACAUGAGGACGUUUCUAUGUGGAUUCGCUGUCCCCACUAUACUCCAGUCCGAUCUCACCCCUUCGAUCGAGGACGAAGAGGUCGAAAACAAAGCCAAGAAAAGGAACAAGCCUAAUAAAUAA
Molecule: messenger RNA, 1518 nt
Organism: Hyaloscypha bicolor E
Lineage: Eukaryota; Fungi; Ascomycota; Leotiomycetes; Helotiales; Hyaloscyphaceae
Exons: 1
Coding region: 1-1518 (505 amino acids)
Source: RefSeq, a predicted model, not a curated record